AGAAGCAUGAAACUUCCCAAGUUGAUUGUUUUCAUUUGUCAUAAAUGUUUUAUGAAAUUUAUUCUAAAUAUUCAUAUCGGACAUGAUCUAAUUAGAUAUGCACUGAUUUGCAAAUACACCCAAAUUUGUUCUUUGGACGUUUUUUUUCCAAUCGUGUGAAAAAAGACGACCAGAAUAGUAGAUGAUUGACCAAAAUCUCAAAAUGUAUCAAGUGAUGUGCGUCUCAAAUACAAAACUGACCUAUCCCAAUGUCUUACGGUUCCCAGAAUGUCAUUUUUAAGUGAGAAUCGGUUUGUGUUUGCCUCUUAGAGACCACGGGGCCUCACUCCAGUCACAACAGUAGGUGGCAGUGUGGCUGGCAGUUCAUUUGCAUUCACAGAACAUCUUACAUUGAUGGUGCCCUAAAACCCUCUAAUUUAUUCCAUUUAAUGAAGAGGACCAACAUCAGAGUGACCGACAUCAUAUUAACGUGUCACACUUCUGAUAAAAAAAAAAAAAACGGGGGGGGGACAAAAUGUCUCACAAUUUGAAUACAGUUAAGUCAUCUCAGCAACUGAAACCAGGAAAACCUCAAACACAAUCACAGUCUAAAUCUGCCUCUGCAGCUUCUCACGGACAUGAAAGAGCAAACACUUUCAAGGCGCCUCCUCGCUGUCUCUGUGAGCAAGGGAGAUCAAAUCCUACAGACACACUCAGACCAAUACCAGUACCGAUAACACUCCAGAGUACAGAAAUCACAGUACGGUACAAAGGAGACAGUAAACAAACCAAAUCAAAGGUCUUUAACCUAAAAACUAAUAAAUAUAAUAUAAAGGGCACCCGGCCUUUUACUUCAUACAUGUUACAACAACACCAACAUUCACGAGACGCAGUGAACAAUCACAACCUGACUUCAUCUUAAUUUAGUGAUGGAAACUCCAGUCUGAGGAAAUGUAACACCACAGUCAUAUGUGAGAGUCACCAUGGUUUCCUAAAUUUUAUUUCAAUUUUGUUUAUACCAUCUCCACAUAGAGGGACAUGAUUGUUGUCUAGUCUGUCAGAGCGUGGUCCAGGCUGAGAUAACACAACUACUGGAUGGUCAAACAAUAUAAUAUGUUGACCUCUGUGAUGUAUUUUGUUGAGUUGUGUCCUUAGGUUUUGCAAAAGCUUUCCAACAUUGCUCAAACCAGAGAGAACGAGGGAGGAAGAAAGUCAACGUGACUAAACAUUACAUUUAUAAAACUUUAUAACGUUACCUUAUCUGUGAAUGUUCAUGCCUGAGUCGCGUAGACAGAUUUAAAUCAGCAAUACCUCUUACAUCUUUUGUUUUGAUUGAGACCCCUAGCAGCAGAAAUUACAUUCAUGCUUCCCAGUGGAUGAAUCCUACUGACCUUGGUGAUCCUCUGACUCCUCAUCUGGCACCAAAAUCAUGCAAACAUUUCAUUGAUCCAAUGCUUGGCUUGAAUAGCUGCAAAACUACCAUCCCACUGCAUGCUAAUGUGCUAAUAAGGUGGACACUAAACCUGUUGAACAUCAGCAUGUUCACACUUACUUUAGUUUAUUAUGAUCUAGAGUAACUGACGCCAGGACGUCAGCUAGUCUCUUGGGGUCGGUGGAGUUGUGAUCAUGUUAGCAUGCUGAUGUUAGCGUUAAACCACUGUUUUUAAAAAGGAAUGAUUAAGUGGGUCGGGGUUAGGUGCCCCUGAUUUCUGGGUACACUUAAAUACAACUCAUGUCCUUAGAAGUUACAAAUACUAAUGUUCUGGCAAUCUGUAGUGACCAUGCAUGCCUGUAUCUUUACACAGUGAGAGUAAGGUAAGAGUUUGGACUAAGUUCACCUCUGCCUUGAUUUUAAAUGACUGUAACGUACCACUCAAAAUACACUCACAAUGUGUGGCAUGACUCAGGAAGUGGUGAUGAAACGACAAAGGUAGAGAAAGCAGAAGUGUGUCUGGCACAGUGCAGACAGUCAGACAGCGACUGUGAAGAGUUGAGUGAGAUGUUGGCAACCGAGAGCUGCAUCAGCGUCAAUGCGACGGUCAACUGUUCAUUUGCACAGGUGGACCGCGCGAUGAAGUAUCUGGAGCUGGUCAUCUAUGUUCCCAUAUUUGUCCUUGGUUUGACUCUCAACGCUGUGGCGCUGUUUGUGUUCUGCAUCGUUCUGCGAAAAUGGACGGAGUCAACUAUCUACAUGACCAGCUUGGCUCUGAUGGACCUGCUCCUCCUCUUCCCUCUUCCCUUCAAAAUGCAUGCCACCAAUUAUUAUUGGAAUGCCGACCUCCAGCGUCUCUGUUCGAUCUUGGAGAGUCUGUAUUUUGUUGGAAUAUAUGGCAGCAUCUACACCAUCAUGUGUAUAGCUGUGGACAGAUGGAUGGCUAUCUGUCACCCAUUCAAAGCCAAGCAACUGCGGUCACCCCAAGCAGCUCUGGGGAUCUGCCUGGCGGUGUGGGUGGUGGUGCUGGCAGCGAUCUUUCCAACCACCUAUAGCUUCAGAGAGGCCGGGAAGGAAGAGUUCCACUGCUUCCACCGGUUUUCAGGGAAAGGCUGGAGCCCUGUGGUGAUCAUCUGCGUGCAGGUGUUUGGGUUCCUCCUGCCUGCACUGGUGCUGGUUUACUGUUCUGUCAAGACCAUCUGGGCCCUCCAGCAGUCGGGCCAGCACAGCGCGCAGAGCCGGGCCUGUGUGAAGAUCAUCUACAGUAGUCUGAGCGCCUUCCUGCUGCCUUUCACCCCAAGCCACCUCGGCAUUCUGCUGCAGUUCCUGGUGCACCAAAAAGUGAUUACAGACUGUAGCUCCAUGCAAACCAUCAGCCUGUUCAUACAGGUAACUAUGUGCCUGUCCAACAUCACCUGCUGUCUGGACGCUUUGUGCUACUACUUCAUCGCUCAUGAGGUGAGAAGCACCAGAAACAGCUUCAGGCUCUCGAGGAUAAGCCAAAGAAGAGCCACAUUCAGCACUUCAGAGGUCUGAACAGGGGAGGAAUAGAGUUUUAGUUAAAGCAAAAUUAGUCCUUUUAGAGGACUGCUGGUAGUGAAGACCUGGCUUCUUGAGCACUGAAACUGAAAAGGGGCCAGUGUUGUUUCCAGCAGCAGGGCACAUGUGGCGUGCACCGCAAUGGGUGAAAAACAAGCAGGUCAGAGUGCAAUCUCAAUUAACCACAGUGCUGACAGUAACGUUAAAAUGUAGCAUAGGGAGAAGAUGCGACAAGCACUGAAACAUGAUUUGGUCCAGUGAUAGGAAGCUGGCAGCCACCUUUGUAACCUCAAAGGGCUCUUAUACCCAAGACGUAGGCUGCAAAAAGGAAAGUCUAGCAAAGAAGCCACAUGGUGAGUUAUUUCUUGAACGAUUUUAAGAUCGCGCUUUUGUGAUGGUGAGAAAACUGCUUCACCCUCCUCACUGAUGAGUGAGAAUCUGAUGUGGGGUACGAUUCAUUUUCAAACCCAAGGAGCUCACUGCGGGGCUUUGUAGGAUUAAAUAUGUGCUCAGAAGUGUCGAGUCAAAGAUAAGUAAAGGCGCUCUUAAUGUUCUGAAGCUCGCAGUUAAGAACAAAAAAACAACCAUUUAAGAUCGAAGGAGACACAAUUUGGAAUAGUUCGGCGAAACAGAUACCGUAAGUACAUCUGUGAAACAUCAAGUGAAACAUCUUGUUAGAUAACUACUUAUGAUAUCAACAACAAGAUUUAUUCAUAUAGCACAUUAUAUAUAAAAUGCACAUUUUCAUAUGAAUGCAACAAGAAAUGAAUAAAACUAAAUCAAUAAAUAAAUAUAUCAAUAAAUUAGUAUAGUAAUUAUAGUAAUUAAAUUAGUAAAUCUCACAAAGUCAAGAAGCAAUUGUGAUCUUAAAGAUGAAAUGAAUGUAAUUAACUAUUAUUUAUUAAUUAUCAUCUAGAAUUACCAUCUUAAUGUUUUUCUUUUCUUCUUUUCCUCUGGCACUUUUUUGUUUUAAAAAUAUUAUUAACUUGCAGCAGAAAAGUAAUUGUAAAUGUAUUAAACCCAUAAAUCUUGCUGUUCAGACAUUUUUAUAUGAUUUAUAAGAAUCUAAUGCAGAAGUUAAAUUUAUGUAACCAUCAUGUAAUUAUUAUUGUAUAAAUGAAGUCUGAUGCCGGGCGGCAGAGAUUUUGUGGGCAUUACGCUCAAUCAUUUCUUAAAACAGUCCUGAUUUGACUGAUGUCGGCUGAAUGUUUUAUGAAUGCAAACUGACUGACUGUGUGUUUUGACUUGACCUU
Acanthopagrus latus (yellowfin seabream) is the source of this 4203-nucleotide messenger RNA. Its product is annotated as G-protein coupled receptor 55. Gene Ontology annotation, cellular component: membrane. The coding region runs from base 1835 to 2947 and encodes 370 amino acids. Gene Ontology annotation, molecular function: G protein-coupled receptor activity. The transcript has 3 exons. Gene Ontology annotation, biological process: positive regulation of Rho protein signal transduction; phospholipase C-activating G protein-coupled receptor signaling pathway. NCBI's taxonomy places the organism in Eukaryota, Metazoa, Chordata, Actinopteri, Spariformes, Sparidae. The record is from RefSeq and is a predicted model, not a curated record.